AUGGCCGCGUAUCCACCCUUUCAUAAAUAUGUCACUCGAGCAUAUUUUGUAUUAUUUGCCGUUUUGGUGAUAGUUCUUCCUCUAUAUCACUCGAUUAAAAAGAAACCAUCGGUUAAUCAAAUUAUCAUUAUUUAUCUGAUGGUCGGUUUCUCUUAUUUAAUUUAUUGGUUACUGGUUCGCAUGAAUUGUUACGGUGAUCGCAUCAGUCCUCCUCCCUUCAGUAAUGCUCGACCAGCCCCACAAUCCACGACAAAUCUUUCUACAGGCACCUCAAACUCUUAUCCAACGUUUGCAAAUUAUCGAUUCGCCAACUUUCGUGAAAGAUUAAGGCGUAUCGCAUCUAAUCGUAGUGCACGAGAAGAUGAAGAAGACAUGUACCAUGAUUUGCGAGUAUCUGUUGUGCAAGUUCCUCCACCUACUUAUGGUAGUGCUCUGUCGAGUGAUGAGGGAUUACCUCCUCCGUAUCAAUUAAAAGUGAACGAGAAUAAUGAGAACGGAACUCAGUUGGAGAGCGUAAUUACAUCUAAUGGUCAUCAACAAUCAUCUCAAAAUCAUGACAACACCAACAAUAUUCAUUUGCAAGUACCAUCACACACUUUUUCAUCCUUAAGACGAGAAACAAUUAUUCCAGCUGCUCCGUCAACAACAUCAUUGAGGUUACAAUCAUCAUCAACAAAUCAAAGAAUACAAACUUUUGACGUUCAACAAAAUUCUAAUAAUCAUUUUAAUAACGAUAUUAUUAAUGACACUAACCAUAUAAAUAGUGGUAAUGAAGCUAAUAUUAAACAUCAUCAUCGCGUGGACUAUUCAUCAAGUGGUAUUGAUAGUGAGGAUUUCGAUAAUCCUGGUCAUACUGCGCAUAAUAAUAGUGAAAUUCCUUUGCUCACUGAUGAGGAGGAUGAAUAA
This is a messenger RNA of Ambispora leptoticha, 906 nucleotides long. The record is from the annotation of a GenBank genome assembly. NCBI's taxonomy places the organism in Eukaryota, Fungi, Glomeromycota, Glomeromycetes, Archaeosporales, Ambisporaceae.